AUGCCUAUGUUCCGCUUCUGGGCGGCCGACUCGAGGGGAAGCGACAAGACAGCAGAGGGGCACCAUCAGCUGCCAGUCUACGCCGACCCUGUCGCUUCUGACCCUUCAGGACUUGCGACACCCAUAUCUCCGAAGAAGCGGCGGCCAAGCUUCGUCGACACCACUGCCUGCGCAUAUUCGUCAGACAAGCGCAUCAAGACAGAGCAGCAUGGCGAUUUGCCCUCCCCGGUGUCUGCGUCGCCGGAUCUUGAGGAGACGUUCUCGCUGCGUAGAGGCAACAUGGCGUUCGAUCUCGAGGCGGCAAGGGAGGCGAUUCAGAUGCAGUUUGGGCUUGAGAUACUUCUGAAGCACGACGAACUCCGGCUCAUCAACCAAGAGCUGGCCCGGUGCCAGGUUGCUCUGGAGCAGCUGCGGCGCUGCCACCUGAUUCCUUAUCCUGCUCAGUGUCCCACCCCUAGCCAGAUGCUGGACAUCAGCAGCGGCAAGGGCCCUGCCUUGCAAUCGAAUCGUGGCGAGCCUGUGCCAAAAUGGGCGCCGCCUUUUGGUGUUGUCGAAGGGCCUUAUGCACGCCAUUAUGCUAAGUGGCUGAUACCCGAUCCCAUGUUUGACGGUGUUCAACCGGAGCCUCGAGGCUUCGCGGAUACUGGGCGGGCUAGAAAUGCGGCGGAAGGUAGGACGACUCGAAGCAGCAUCUCGGACGCCGUGGGCCCUGGUAAACACCGGCUGGCCCGCGGCACAGCAGGUCAGAGACUACAAGCGCUAUUCAGUGGAUACCCGCAGCCGAAGGACAAGCAGUCGCCCUGCACUGUCAAGCGCUCUAAUGGCGUCACAGUGAAGCUUGUGUGCAUCGACUGUCACAGAUGGGACUUCUCUAGCACCCAAGGUUUCAUCAACCAUUGCCGCAUUGCCCACAAGAGGGAUUACAAGAGUCACGAGGAGGCUGCUAUUCAUUGCGGACAUCCUAUUGAGGUAGACGACAGCGGCGCUAUCCUUGGCGAUGACCGCAAGGCUCCUGCUGCCGCACCGUCCGGCUUGGUUCACCCCUUGGCGCGUUCCGAGAACAUCUCGGAGCAGCAAGCGUACAGAGACCUUCUCUCUCGUAUCCGUGCAUCUCUUGAACUUUACAAGGCCGGUAAGCUACCAGGGGUGAGCAGCAUCCCCGGCGUCCCGGCUUCCUCGCAAGCCCCAUCUUUCGAGUCUUGCCAGGUCUUCGAAGGGUCCUCAGACGUUCCUUAUCUGUCGCAACUGAUGCGAAAGAGGAAGCUGGGCGGGAACCUCAGGGAGCGAGUGAAGGACGCGAAGAUAAAGGUGGACCUGGAGUUGCUGUCUGCUGGACAAGACUCGGAUGCGGAUGAUGCGACCGCGCUGCAGGGCGGUGCUGCGCCAGCCAAGUCCUUCGCCGCCACCGCACGCACGCCGGCUGCGAUGAGAAUGCCGUCGAGGGCUACCGUGUCGCCUUCUCAGCCGCCAGCCGCGCACCGAGCCGCUAGCCAGAAGAGUCACCACACGGCGGACCUCGAGUCGCCUAAGCUUCCCGAGACCCCCAUGUACGAUGUCGAGAUGGAUGUGGACAUGAGUCCCAACACCAUGACUAGCAACAACGCGCCAUCGCUGGUUAGUGACGAUGGGGAGUACGAUGACUCGGAUGACGGGUCGGCUUCGGACACUAGUGACGUCAUGGGAGCAGAGUCUGUUUCCGACGUGGCCGAGAUCAACAUCGACGACGAUAGCGACGCCAGGGAAGACACGCCGCGACCGGUAUCGGCCCGCCGCCGCACAUCCGCCAGCAAGGCCGUCAAGCUGAAGAAGGAAGAGAGCAGACAUGUCACAUUUGUGAGCCCAACGCCCGUACCCCCCAAGACGAGGGGAAGGCGGAAGAAGAUUUGA
Molecule: messenger RNA, 1887 nt
Organism: Parathielavia appendiculata
Lineage: Eukaryota; Fungi; Ascomycota; Sordariomycetes; Sordariales; Chaetomiaceae
Exons: 1
Coding region: 1-1887 (628 amino acids)
Source: RefSeq, a predicted model, not a curated record